Octodon degus (degu) is the source of this 4901-nucleotide messenger RNA. It is a transcript of the gene Pld1, whose product is annotated as phospholipase D1. The transcript has 26 exons. The coding region runs from base 176 to 3304 and encodes 1042 amino acids. Gene Ontology annotation, molecular function: D-type glycerophospholipase activity; phosphatidylinositol binding. The record is from RefSeq and is a predicted model, not a curated record. Gene Ontology annotation, biological process: cell motility; regulation of microvillus assembly; intracellular signal transduction. NCBI's taxonomy places the organism in Eukaryota, Metazoa, Chordata, Mammalia, Rodentia, Octodontidae.
CUGAGCUGGGAGCAGGACCUGUUUAUGCGGAUUCUCAGGGUAAUCAAUCCCCAGCCCUCCCACCUGGACCUCAGCUGCUCUGGAGAAGUCUCAUCGUAAGGAUUCUUUCGUUGUUACCUCACUAUGAAGCGACUGCUUUCACAGGGGCACCAGGUUAAGCCCCACUGGUUUCACCAUGUCCGAAGGUAACAUGUCACUGAAAAGCGAGUCACGAGUGAAUACCUCGGCACUGCAGAAAAUCGCUGCCGACAUGAGCAACUUGAUAGAAAACCUGGACACUCGGGAGCUGCAUUUCGAAGGAGAGGAGGUGGACUAUGAUGUGUCACCCAGUGACCCCAAGGCUCAGGAAGUGUAUAUCCCUUUCUCUGCCAUUUAUAACACUCAAGGAUUUAAGGAGCCUAAUAUACAGACGUAUCUCUCCGGAUGUCCGAUAAAAGCGCAAGUUCUGGAAGUGGAGCGUUUCACGUCUACGUCAAGGGUAGCAAGUAUCAAUUUGUACACUAUUGAAUUAACCCAUGGGGAAUUUAAAUGGCAAGUUAAGAGGAAAUUCAAGCACUUUCAAGAGUUUCACAGAGAACUGCUUAAGUACAAAGCCUUCAUCCGCAUACCCAUUCCCACCAAAAGGCACACAUUUAGAAGACAAAAUGUCAAAGGGGAGGAACCUCGAGAAAUGCCCAGUUUGCCCAGUUCACAUGAAAAUACAAUUCAAGAAGAACAGUUCUUUGGAAGAAGGAAACAACUGGAAGAUUACCUGACCAAGAUACUAAAAAUGCCCAUGUAUAGAAACUAUCAUGCUACUACAGAAUUCCUUGAUAUAAGCCAGUUAUCUUUCAUCCGUGAUUUGGGACCAAAGGGCUUAGAAGGGAUGAUCAUGAAAAGAUCUGGGGGACACAGAAUACCAGGUCUGAAUUGCUGUGGUCAGGGGAGAGCCUGCUACAGAUGGUCAAAAAGGUGGUUAAUAGUGAAAGAUUCCUUUUUAUUAUAUAUGAAACCAGACAGUGGUGCUAUUGCCUUUGUCCUGCUGGUAGAUAAAGAAUUUAGCAUUAAGGUGGGGAAGAAAGAGACAGAAACAAAAUAUGGACUUCGAAUUGAUAAUCUUUCAAGGACACUUAUUUUAAAAUGCAACAGCUACAGACAUGCUCGUUGGUGGGGAGGAGCUAUAGAAGAAUUCAUCCAGAAACAUGGCACCAACUUCCUCAAGGAUCAUCGGUUUGGGUCCUAUGCUGCUAUCCAGAAUGACACGUUAGCUAAAUGGUAUGUUAAUGCCAAAGGAUAUUUUGAAGAUGUGGCAAAUGCAAUGGAAGAAGCAAGAGAAGAGAUUUUUAUCACAGAUUGGUGGUUGAGUCCAGAAAUCUUCCUUAAACGUCCAGUAGUAGAAGGAAAUCGUUGGAGGUUGGACUGCAUUCUUAAGCGAAAAGCACAACAAGGGGUGAAGAUCUUCAUAAUGCUCUACAAAGAGGUGGAGCUCGCUCUGGGAAUCAAUAGUGAAUACAGCAAGAGGACUUUAAUGCGGCUGCACCCCAACGUCAAGGUGAUGAGGCACCCGGAUCAUGUGUCGUCCAGCGUUUAUUUAUGGGCUCAUCAUGAGAAACUUGUCAUCAUCGAUCAGUCAGUGGCCUUUGUAGGUGGGAUUGACCUGGCCUACGGCAGGUGGGAUGACAAUGAACAUAGACUCACAGAUGUGGGAAGUGUGAAGCGAGUCAUUUCAGGCCCGUCCCUGGGAUCGCUAGCAGCUGCCGUCACAGACUCUAUGGAAUCCUUAGGCCUCAAAGAUAAAAAUGAAUCUAAUAAAACUGUUGCCAGCAUGAAGAGUCCUGAUGAGACAGACUCAAAACUGAAAGGUGUAGGAAAGCCACGAAAGUUGUCCAAACUUAACCUCUACCGGCAGCUCCACUGGCACCAUCUGCAUAGCGCGGACAGUGUCAGCAGCCUGGACAGCGCCUCCAGUUAUGUUAAUCACUAUAGAAGUCAUCAGAAUUUAAUCCAUGGUUUAAAACCCCACUUGAAACUCUUUCGCCCUUCCAGUGAGUCUGAGCAGGGACUCACUAGACACAGCACCGAUACUGGCUCCAUCCGCAGCUUACAGACUGGCGUGGGAGAGCUACAUGGGGAGACCAGAUUCUGGCAUGGGAAGGACUACUGCAACUUUGUCUUCAAAGACUGGGUUCAACUGGAUAAACCUUUUGCUGAUUUCAUUGACAGGUACUCUACCCCCCGGAUGCCCUGGCAUGACAUUGCCUCUGCAGUCCAUGGGAAGGCAGCUCGAGAUGUGGCACGCCACUUCAUCCAGCGAUGGAACUUCACAAAGUUGCUCCGCUCUGCUGCUGAUUGGUCUGCUGGUAUAAAGUACCAUGAAGAGUCUAUCCACACUGCUUAUGUCCACGUGAUAGAGAACAGCAAGCACUAUAUCUACAUUGAAAACCAAUUUUUUAUAAGCUGUGCUGAUGACAAAGUUGUGUUCAACAAGGUGGGCGACGCCAUCGCGCAGAGAAUCCUGAAGGCUCACAGGGAAGGCCGGAGAUAUCGGGUGUAUGUAAUAAUACCCCUGCUGCCGGGAUUUGAAGGAGACAUUUCAACUGGAGGAGGAAAUGCUCUGCAGGCCAUAAUGCACUUCAACUACAGAACCAUGUGCAGAGGAGAAAAUUCCAUCCUUGGACAGUUAAAAACAGAGCUUGGUAAUCAGUGGAUAAAUUACAUUUCAUUCUGUGGUCUUAGGACACAUGCUGAGCUUGAAGGAAGCCUAGUCACUGAGCUUAUCUAUGUCCACAGCAAGUUGUUAAUUGCUGAUGAUAACACUGUUAUUAUUGGCUCUGCCAACAUAAAUGACCGAAGCAUGCUGGGGAAACGUGACAGUGAGAUGGCUGUCAUUGUGCAGGACACAGAGAUGAUCCCAUCAGUAAUGGAUGGACAAGAGUACCAAGCUGGCCGGUUUGCUCAAGGACUGCGGCUCCAGUGCUUCAGGGUUGUCCUUGGUUAUCUUUCUGACCCAAGUGAGGACCUUCAAGAUCCAGUGAGUGACAAAUUCUUCAAGGAGGUGUGGGUUUCAACAGCAGCUCGGAAUGCUACAAUUUAUGACAAGGUGUUCCGGUGCCUUCCCAAUGAUGAAGUGCAUAACUUAAUGCAACUGAGAGACUUUAUAAACAAGCCCAUAUUAGCAAAGGAAGAUCCCAUCAGAGCUGAGGAAGAACUAAAAAAGAUCCGAGGGUUCUUGGUUCAAUUCCCCUUUUAUUUCUUAUCUGAAGAAAGCCUGUUGCCUUCUGUUGGAACCAAAGAAGCCAUAGUGCCCAUGGAGGUUUGGACUUAAAAGAUUUACUUGUCUGCAGCAAAAAGACUUCUCCUCUGAAGCCCACAAUGUGCACACUGACUUCAUGGGGGCCUCAUAGCCUAUUAUAGGCUGAUGCACUCUCAGGGCCAACACAUGGACCUUGGAAAAUGGCUGUGGUCCUACUGAUAUAAGGACGCUGAACAUCAGCAAAGUUUAUAAUUCCUUUUCCCAUCCUUGUCAAAGGGGGAUCCAUUCUUGUUGGUAGUCUUUCUUCAAUGCCUUAAAUCAUAAGCAAAUUCCAUGGCAUAGGCCAAAAUCCAUUUGUUAAUAAGAAUUUGUGUGUGACUGUGAUCCAGGUUGCCAGAAGUUGCCCGAGCUUCCUUCUGGUUCUGUGACCUCCAUGUGCACAGCCACUGUCUGCUGGACUUGGCCCCAUCAUUCGGUCUACACAGUGCCUUUUCUUGCUAAACGACAUUGGAAAGCUGCGUGAAGCUUCCUCCAGUUUACAGGGAUGCCCUGCAGAAGUAGUGUUCACCCAGUCAAGGAUGUGGUCAUUGUUUCUUGUCCGCUUCUGUAGGGGCAGGAAGCCUAGCCUACACAGCAGUCCACACUUCUGGUAACAUUAAUACUGUAUCUUGACACCACAGAGUAACAAGAAGGAAUUAAACUCCAGGACUGAAGCAGAGAUUUCACUUUGUUCCCCAAAGCACCGCCAAGAUGCAUUUUUUUGAUAGAGCCCAAGUGAUCAAACUUGAAAACAUGUUUAGGAUACACAGAUCAAACUGAGAUGGAGCACACAUUCUUCAGAAACUUCCAGUGUCAGUAGGAACCCGAUAUUCAUAAGAUUCUUUACAGUCUUGUGAAUUUUUUGUCAUCUUUGAUUGAUUGGAAUUUCAAUUUCUUCAUUUCAUAAUCAAAUGAGUGAAUACAAUUUGCCUAGCAAGAGAAUCAAAGGUUUCCUACCAAGUUAAUGACUCUAACCUUGUUUGACAUUCACUGUUAUUAUACUUAAGAAGAAAUGAUUAUAAAAUAUAUGCUGUUUUUCUUGCAUUAUUAAAUAUGUGUUAAUAUUCCACCAGGGCUUUCAAAGAAUUUAGGAUAUUCUUAUAGAUUGAAGAUGUAAAAGAGGCCUCUGAGCAAUAAACCGGGUACAGGUCCAGGGAUUCUACACAUGGACAGAAUCUCCUUAAGGUUCUUCAAUGCAAGUACCCAGUCUCUAUUUUCAUGAACUCACACUCAGGUCAGAAGGAUUGGAGAAGACCACAGAGACAGUGAAACAUACUAAUAGAAUAGUGUCAUACCUGAGAGGAUUUCACACCUAGAGAAAUAAGGUGAAACUUUGUAAGCAGCUCUGGAAAUGAGUAUUAAUGAAUAAAUAACUCAUUUUUCAUAGGACUGUAGAUGGUAAAAUGAUUUAAUUACUUAGGUUUUAUAAAUGAGACAUUUUAUAUUGAUGAAAGCUUGGAUUGACCUUUGAAGUACUGAGUGUAUGUGGAAUACCUAAAGAUUGCUGUAUUUUAUUUUAAAAUAUUUUGUAAACCUUAGAACAAUGAACAAACCAGCCUUGGAUUUAUGCAAAUUAUUCUUAGAAAAAAAUGUGAAAAAUAAAGGGUCCUAAAUAGAGCCCCUUUUUGGG